AUGGACAACAUCCAUCACCCUCUCUACAACGUGAUGGUGAAUCACAGGAGCAGAUUCAGUCUUUCUGAGGAGCAGCUCUGUUUCCCAGAGUCUAACGCCUCGUGUGUUCGGACACAGUUCAGUGUGGGGAUCAAAUUUGCCCUCUAUAUGUUGUUUACUCUUGGCACACUGAUUACCAUUCUAGGAAACUCUAUUGUCAUUGUGUCAAUAGGACAUUUCAAACAGUUGCAUAAUCCUACCAAUAUGCUUAUUUUAUCUCUGGCUUUGGUUGACCUGCUUGUUGGAGUUGUUGUGAUGCCUUUCAGUGCCAUCAGAACUGUUCAUGGCUGCUGGUUCUUUGGGAAAGUGUUCUGCCAGCUGCACUCCAGCUUUGAUAUGUUUUUAACCACUCUUUCUAUCUUUCAUCUAAUCUGCAUUGCUGUAGAUAGACAACAAGCAAUAUGCAACCCUCUGCAUUACUCCAUGAGAUUCACCAUGUCAGUGGCCUGGAUAAUGGUGUUUUGCAGCUGGGCUCUUGCUGCUGUCUACUCUUUUAGCCUGCUGUACUCCAAGGCCAACAUUGCUGGCUUAGAGGAGUAUUUGGAAUCAAUAUACUGCCUUGGCAGCUGCAACCUCCUCUUUAACAACCUUUGGGGAAUCCUGGACAGUAUUUUAUCUUUUUUCUUUUCAUGCACUGUAAUGGUUUGCCUGUACACUAAGAUCUUUAUUGUAGCUAAAGAGCAUGUUCGAAAGAUUGGAGAUACAAAGACUUGUUCUAAGGUCAGAGGAAGAGUUGGGUUGAUUAAACAGUCUGAGCAUAAAGCUGCAAAGACCCUGAGUAUUGUGCUCGGUGCAUUCAUCUUCUGUUGGAUGCCUCUUUUUACAGAUUCAGUGAUUUUUUCUUUCACAGGCUACGGCUCACCAGCUGCAGUCUUUGAAGCUUAUUUUUGGUUGGGUUACUUCAAUUCAACCUUGAACCCAAUUAUUUAUGCCUUGUUUUAUCCCUGCUUCAAAAAGUGUUUCCAUUGUAUUAUCACUUUUAAGGUAUUUAGCACAAAUUCUGCAACUAUGGAUUUAUCUUUUAAAUGA
Molecule: messenger RNA, 1068 nt
Organism: Notolabrus celidotus (New Zealand spotty)
Lineage: Eukaryota; Metazoa; Chordata; Actinopteri; Labriformes; Labridae
Product: trace amine-associated receptor 13c-like
Exons: 2
Coding region: 1-1068 (355 amino acids)
Biological process (GO): G protein-coupled receptor signaling pathway
Cellular component (GO): membrane
Molecular function (GO): trace-amine receptor activity
Source: RefSeq, a predicted model, not a curated record